Ctenopharyngodon idella (grass carp) is the source of this 5751-nucleotide messenger RNA. It is a transcript of the gene tacc2, whose product is annotated as transforming, acidic coiled-coil containing protein 2. Gene Ontology annotation, cellular component: cytoplasm. The record is from RefSeq and is a predicted model, not a curated record. Gene Ontology annotation, biological process: cerebral cortex development; mitotic spindle organization; cell population proliferation. The coding region runs from base 280 to 4848 and encodes 1522 amino acids. Lineage: Eukaryota; Metazoa; Chordata; Actinopteri; Cypriniformes; Xenocyprididae. The transcript is spliced from 24 exons.
AGCAUCUCUUAACAUCACAGCAAACCCCGAAGAAGGAAGGGGAGAAAAAAUGUCAAGACUCUUUUUUUGAAUCUCAACUGUGCUAUUUAUAUAAUUGCAUUGUUAUAUAAGAGAAUGAGCAUGUAUGUCAUACAUAUACCCUGGGCAUUGCAGUAGAUGAGGCUUAUUCACUCACACUCUCUCUCACACACACACACAUGAGGGUAUCCUUGCACGCUUGCACUCACUUGCUCACACCCUGCUUGCAUUGCUCAGCGAUGCCAUUUCUUUGUAGUGGGGAUGCAAUCCUGGAGAGACUAUUUUUGCAAGCCUUGUAGUGCUUCUGUCACCUCUCCUCAGGAGGACAUGGAAUACAGGAUGGGAAGCUGCAUCGGAGUCGCACGCAGCCAGGCCGCAGUACACACUGACAAGGUGAGCCCACUGAAGGAAAAGUCUGCCGCUGCAGAGAACGGAUCUGUCCACACUGAUUCAGUCACUGCGGAGCCACAGGUGUCUGCUGACGAGGAAGAAAAGCCACAGAGACAGGAAGAGGAGGAUAAAGAGGAGCUAGAGUUUCCUCAUGAUCUGCUGCCCAGCAUAGACCUCGACCUCAGCACUGAGCUCAAUCUCACCUGGGGAACCUCACUUGGACCAUUUGAAACCCUUGGUUCGCCUCAGGCUGAACUAGAAUUCCGAACCCCAACUGAGGAAUAUUUCCCCCCUGCUACUGAUGAGAGUUUCCCCCCUGCUCCUGAGAAGAGUUUCCACCCUGCUAUUGAGGAGAGUUUGCCCCCUGCUACAGCGGAGAGUUUGCCCCCUGCUACAGCGGAGAGUUUCCCCCCUGUGUCUGAGGAGAGUUUCCCCCCUGUGUCUGAGGAGAGUUUCCCCCCUGUGCCUGAGGAGAGUUUGCCCCCUGCUACAGCGGAGAGUUUCCCCCCUGUGUCUGAGGAGAGUUUCCCCCCUGUGCCUGAGGAGAGUUUGCCCCCUGCUACAGCGGAGAGUUUCCCCCCUGUGUCUGAGGAGAGUUUCUCCCCUGUGCCUGAGGAGAGUUUCCCCCCUGCUCCUGAAGAGAAUUUCCCCCCUGCGCCUGAGGAGAGUUUCCCCCCUGCGCCUGAGGAGAGUUUCCCCCCUGCGCCUGAGGAAAGUUUCCCCCCUGCGCCUGAGGAGAGUUUCCCCCCUGUGCCUGAGGAGAGUUUCCCCCCUGCACCUGAGGAGAGUUUCCCCCCUGCACCUGAGGAGAGUUUCCCCCCUGUUACUGAGCAGCCAGAAGAACAAGAAGACUGCAGGUCCCCUCUGAUAAAAGCUGCUGAGAGGAGUGAGCCUGUCCCCUCUCCCUCAUCACCCCCACCACAGCACAGCACUGCUCCUGCCCUCCUUGCCCACCUGCUGCAGGACACAGUCGAGUUCCCCACACCACCCCCUACCCCUCCAGACAGGGCUCCCUCUGAGCCUCAGACCCUUCCUCCUGCUGCUGCUCCUUCUGAUCUACCCGAGACUCCCCCUGCUGUCAUUCUGCCUCCUCAAAUCCAACAGCUUCAGCACUCUGAACCUUCAGCAAGGAGCUCAGACUCAGACGGAGCUUUCGAAACCCCUGAGUCCACCACCCCUGUGAAGUCUGCUUCCCCACCAGUGCCCCCAACAGAGCCCCCCUGUACCAGCUCAGAGGCAUUGUCCCCAGAACACACAGCUUCCACUGCUGACAUAUCUGCCAGUGAAGCUCAAGUCCCAGCAGUACUUCAACCUCCCAGCCGCUCUCCAUCUACAGUCUUUGAUGAGGACAAACCAAUAGCUGCUAGCGGCACCUACAACCUAGAUCACUUAAUCACUGAUGACCCCUUCCCAGAAUCAAAUUUUGGGUCUGGACCAUCAAGCCGAGCGCCUCUCACCCGCUCUCUAAGCCUACAGUCUGGUGAGUUAGAGAGCCCGGGAGACAAAUCUUCAGGAGGAACCUCCGACAAACCCAUUCACCCACGAACAGAGUCCUUCAGCAUAGGAACAGAGAGUGCUCCGGGAACCCUUCAUAGAGUGAAGAAGCCCCGUCCAGGUUCACUAAAGAAGAAGCCUCUUUCCAGGCAGAACUCAAACCCAGAGCGUUCCUCUCCCAAAACUGUGUCCUCUAGCAGCACACCGGAAGAGAAUAAGAGAGGGAAACCCCAUCCCGAAAGCCCCUUGCAAACCCAAGAGAGGCCUAGUUCCUCUCCCAGCCCUAGUCCUAGUCCUGCUGGUACCCUACGGAGAAACAGAAUAAAGUCUCGAGUUGAGAGUCCUCCACCUUUGGCUGAGGAGAUCACUAUUGCCUCAAUAUCAACUCAACUCCAGCAAGAGCUUCCUGAUCCAGUACCCGAGGCUCCCACUGUCCCAGACGAGGAAUCUCCUAUUCCUCCCAGCGCCUCCUACAAAUGGGAUCCGGACAACUUUGAGAACAUUGACCCAUUCCGUACAGGAGGCAGUAAAGUGGCAAACUCGCCGGUCUUAGGCCGGAAAGCAGACUUUACAUUGGUUUCAGGCACCCCUGUUGCUGUAGAGGAGCCCCGUGCCCCUUCCCCUGCUAAAGAGCAACCCCUCAACAUUGAGGAACAACCAGUCGGCAAGCGUCAACCAGUCAGACUGGAGUUUGACUAUUCAGAGGACAGCGGAGAGGCGCCGCGCAGUACUCCUCCUCCCAAAAUCCUGGGCAAGAAACCAGGAGCCAAGAUGCCCAUUCGAAAGCCAAAACUGGGGAUUAAGAAGGCCCCUCCUCCCCAGACAGAACAGAUAGACAAUGCACCUGUCCCAGCACUUUCAAAUGACAAUGAUGAUAUCCCGAUCCCCAAGGCGUCAUAUAACUUUGACCCCAGCAAGUGGGAUGACCCUAACUUUAAUCCAUUUUCCUCAAGCAGUGGUAUCCCAAACUCUCCUCGACUGUCUAAAGGAUCCUACAGCUUUGAUCCUGACUCCUUUGAUGAUUCAAUCGAUCCCUUCAAAUCAUCUAACAAUAUGAACCCGCCUCAGAAAGCUGCCACUUUUGACCAGUCCAACAAUGACAACGAGAAUGACAAUGAUAACAUUGUUGAGUUAGAGGAUCACAACCAGAACAAACCUGCCAAAAACAAGAAGAAGCCUCUUAAAUCGAAGUCCAGCAAUGUCUCUUCUCUGUGUUGUUUCUUUAACACUUUUAGAGUAAAGAAGUCUCCAAAGAGGACUCAGAUUACUGAGCCAUCUGCACAAUGUUGUCCUGUGUGUUCUCCACUCUCGCCCUCCACUUCACACACACAUCAUCACUUGCAGGAGCACUCGCCCGAUGCCAAUCCCGACCCUUCACAAGAUCACGCCACAGAUGAGGAGAAACUGGCUUCCUCCACCAAUCAGAAAUGGACUAGACAUGACGUGGAGGUGGAGCUUACCUCUGACCCCCAAGACUUCCCGCAGCCGACAGACUUCACAGCUUUUGUCAACGAGAACAGUUUGCCUGCACAGAGUGACGUUACAGAUUAUGAGAUUGAAUACAUGGAAAAGAUUGGCUCCUCUGCACCUCCUCUCUCGGUGAAGAAACCAUCACUUUAUCUGAAACUGGACUCAGUGACAGACAGUCCAAAGAAGACCUCCAACAUGCACGAUUCAGAGCCCAACUCCCCCUGCACUGGGAGCUUUGAGGAGAUGGAGGCUCAGAUCUCACAGGGGAAAUCACCUGUGCUGCCACCACGUGGCGCUCGCGAACCCAUGGCCUCAGAGAAAAGCAGAAAGAGGGACAGUCAGUCUCAGAGUCGAACGCAGAGCACCGAGAGAGAUGGAGCGUCCCCCAUCCAGGGCCCCAUGGACCCCUCAGAUCUGCCCCUCUUAGACAGGCUGUCUGAUUCUCCUGCCCCUCUCAGCUACCUGGAGCCUGAUCUGGCAGAGACCAACCCCACUGCCUUCGCUCAAAAACUGCAGGAGGAGCUGGUGCUCGCAGCCCUGAGGAUAGAGGCUCUACAGGUAGCCAAAAGCAUCUCUCAGAGCCCUACUUUGUCCACUGUGUCCCCUCAGUCUCGCCUCAAGAAGCCCAGCCCACGCCGCUGGAAUCUCAACGGUUCCCACAUGGCUAAAAAAGCUGCAGGAAAAUCCACACAGACAGAUAGCAAACUCUGUCACAGGACGUCCCGCAUUCCACAGAGAGAAAUGGCCUCACCGGGGGACAGUGGCGUUUCGAAGAGCUCCCUCUAUUCCCGAGCAACAUACAUUGAAGGAGAAAGCCCUCAUCUGCCACGUGACAUGGACCACUCUCUGGUCAUCGCCCGAGAAGAGGUUGUUUUGAAAGAGAAAGAAGCCAUGGAGUGGAAGAGAAAAUAUGAGGAGAGUAGACAGGAGGUAGAAGAGAUGAGGAGGAUAGUUAUGGAGUAUGAGAAGACCAUUGCAGAGAUGAUCGACAAAUCUUUCGUGCCUCCGGACCCAAACACUGAGGGUGAACAGAGGGAGAAGACUUUGUCUCAUCACACUAUUCAACAGUUGAUCCUGGAGAAAGACCAGGCUUUAGCUGAUCUCAACUCUGUGGAGAAAUCUCUUGCUGACUUGUUCCGGCGCUACGAGAAGAUGAAAGAUGUUUUGGAAGGCUUCCGCAAAAAUGAGGAUGUGCUGAAGAAAUGUGCGCAGGAGUACCUGUCUCGUGUCCGUAAGGAGGAGCAGCGCUACCAGGCCUUGAAGAUCCACGCUGAGGAGAAACUGGAUAAGGCGAACGCUGAAAUCGCUCAGGUGAGAGCCAAAGCCAAGCAGGAGCAGGCAGCGUAUCAGGCCAGUCUGAGGAAAGAACAGAUGAAGGUGGACUCACUGGAGCGCACACUGGAACAAAAGAACAAAGAGAUUGAGGAACUGACCAAAAUUUGUGAUGAACUGAUUGCCAAGAUGGGGAAGAGCUAGCCGUCCGUUCGACAGAGUUCUGUCCAAACCACAAAGAGACACAAGAACAAUGACUGGACAACGGUGUAAAGACAGAGGAGCAAGAUUAAAGGGUUCGGUAUUGUUUUUCCUCUUUCUAAUGGACAGAACAAUGAACCAACAAAACAAAAGGAUCUCACACUACUGACUUCUACACAUAAACUGGAAUCCCAAUGACUGGGAGGACACACUAGAUUCUGGCUGUAAUUAUUUUCUCUUCAUUUUGAUGUAUUAAUGUACACCAACUUACCUAUGUUGAGGGUCUUGUGAAAGUACUCCCCAUUAGUAGAGACUUUUUUGAGAGUCUGUAUAGCUCACACACACACACACAGAGAGAGUAUGUGUUUAUAGUGAGUGUGAAGUUAUGAGUGUCGAUGCCAUGACAACCGCUGAUAGAGUCGACUGUUAAACUGAUUCCUGUUGUACCCUCUUCUUAACUUGAAAACAGAAAUGACCAGAGAGAAUAUAUAUGAUAUAAAACAGAUGAAUUAAUCAUUCAGUUGUCACAAAGUGGUAUUCAUGAUCAUGAAUAAAAAAUGCAUGUUGUAGGCCUUGACGGUUUUGUAAAUAUAAAAAUGACUUGAAUAUAGUAAAGGAACACAACUGCAGAUUUUGAUACUGUUGGUUUGAUCUGCUUCCUUGUGUAUCUUUGUAGAUACUUGUUGUUCAUUUGUUUUGUUGUCUUCUAGCAACACUGAUGUUUGAUUUUAUUUUUGGAUUUUAUUUUGAUAUAUAAAUGAACCCACUUGUUACUGUCAGUGGUUCUGAGCUAAUUUAAUCUGAACGGUUUUGUCUCAGUCCUGCUAUAGCUGAUGUUUCACACAGCAGAAGCUCUGUAAUUUAUACAGGACAUGCUUACAAAGUGCAAUAAAAGAUGGCAAUACA